Molecule: messenger RNA, 1439 nt
Organism: Colletotrichum scovillei
Lineage: Eukaryota; Fungi; Ascomycota; Sordariomycetes; Glomerellales; Glomerellaceae
Product: ARD/ARD' family protein
Exons: 4
Coding region: 524-1057 (177 amino acids)
Molecular function (GO): acireductone dioxygenase [iron(II)-requiring] activity
Source: RefSeq, a predicted model, not a curated record
GCUGUUUCUUCAGUUCCCUUGAGGUAGCCAAUUCACAUUUCAAGCGAUGGUUUUGGCUCCGACUCCGGCCGUCUUGACUUCCAUGCGCGGUCGCAAAGGAAGGCCGGGCUGCUGCCGCGCGCCGGUGGUGGGGUCCAGCCGGAAUGACCUAUGGCAGCCCCGCCCACGUGCUACCUGACUUACCUUAAGGUACCUAGAGGUAGACCAGGUCCGUACGGAUAGAUACGGAUGGACGGACAACGACACGCUUCAUUUUCAGCACCUCUUCUAAUGACCCCACCUGCUGAGCCAAUUGCGUCAUUUCAAAUACAAAAAGUGAACCCGACCUCAUUACUGCCUCCAGAGCGCAAUCGAAGUAAUACCAGCUCAAUACUGUUGCCAACCACAGAAUCUUUUGAUAUUCUACUUUGCGGAAUAUUCUUGAUACAAAAUACUUACAGUGCCAUCUAUACAGGCAUACAAAACCUCCAAGUCUCAUUUACGCACAGCUCUCAGGCUUGCGAUACACUACCCACUCACCAACAUGAGGGCUUAUUGGUAUGACGGCCUUGAUGGUGACCAGCGCCUGGCACAUGACUCUGGCAAGGAGGUUACCGUCGAAGAUCUGAAGAAGCUUGGUGUCUUUUACCACCAAAUCCCCAAUCUGGAUGGGGUCAACCAGCUGGCUUCGGACCGCGGCUAUAGGAACCGAGACGAGAUUGUUGUGUCGCCAGAGAAGAUGGGCGAGAUCUAUGAGGAAAAGGUUAAAUCCUUCUUCCACGAGCACUUGCACGAGGAUGAGGAAAUUCGCUAUGUUCGCGACGGUCAAGGGUUCUUUGACGUCAGAAGCGCCGAUGACGCUUGGGUUCGUAUCCGUGUUGAGAAGGACGACUUAAUCAUCCUGCCUCCUGGCAUCUACCACCGCUUUACAACCGACGAGUCGAACUACAUCAAGGCAAUGAGGCUCUUCAAAGAUGAGCCCAAGUGGACCCCUUUGAACAGGACGAAGGAUCUUGAUGUGAAUCCGCACAGGAAAGAAUAUGUUGAGCAAUACCUUCAGAACGGCGUGUCAGCAUGAACAACCAGCCAAGGACAUGGUACAUGUGGGAGAGUCUGUGGGCAUGAGCGAAGCAUGUGGAUAAGAUAUCUAGUGGGAGUAUGGAGAUGAUUCGUGUCACUUGCGGGAUCCUUUGCACUCUAAUCAUGUUUCCGAGUACAGCAAGUCUUGCUGUGAAGGCACCUCUUUGACUAAUGUACGACUUGGCAGACAAGCGCUAGACUGGGCAAUGCCUAUACUGACAUCUCCUUCUACUGCACGGCGCAAAUACAACAAGGUCUGACGAGAUUUGUCCCUGUUGUCUGAUUCCUCCAUCACAUGAAGACCGGCUUGCCAACCCCGAGAUGCCAACGGUGAAAGGCCGCUCACCCGUAAGAUCAAGCACUGCUCUGCUGGAACCAGU